AAUAUCAUUGUCUAACCACAAAUGAUCAGUUACUGCAUCCAGCUGCUCUACAAAUUGUACUUGGGAGGUUUCUUGGUCCAAAUGAUCAAAAUAGUGUUUAAUUUGAUCAUUCUGUUAACAAUUCUUCAAUUGCUAUAUCCAUGAGCUGUUAAAGAUAGUGUCUUUUCUUACACAGCUCUCCCCACAAUGGCUGCAACAUCGACUGUAGAGUCUGACUGCCCCCUAAUGGAGGACAAGAAGUCAACACCCAUCGAAGAGAUCCCAAAAAUCCCUCUAUAUCGCGCACAUUUUCUUCCCGAAUCCCCAAAACCUGGCACUUCCUCUCCAGAGCCUGUCAUCACAGCCGAUCCCUCAGAGGCGAAGUCCCUCAGCCCCAAGAAGAAGCUCACGCUGUCUUUAUCUGAAAAGGAGAAGCUGCUCAACUGGGACUUGGCCGCUCCUGGAAAGCCCUCGACUUCUGGAGAAGAACAACGGGACAGAACCUCAACGAAUCCUCCAAACGAUCAACCAGAACCAGAAGCUCCACCAAAACCAAGCCGUCCUCAACCUGAACCCACUCCUCCGCUCCUUGGCUUCCAGCAGUGGGCCAACAGUCUCCGGAAGUCCUUCUCCACCAGCAAAGGAAAAAACCCUGUGGUCCUCAGAAGAAACAGACCUCUGAAAGCCAGGCCGUUGUCUGAGGGCUCCUUCAACCUCGGUGGCUUGUUUAGCAGCAGCAUUCAGAGCAACCAGGAUGAGGAACACAGCAACAUAUCUACCGAUGACAGUCAAUCCAGAGUGAGGACAGAAAGUGAGCUCACCACAUUACUGGAGCAGGUGGCUCUCAGCUCCAAGACCCACAAGGGCACAAAAGAUGACAUGGCCUCCUUACCGCCCAGAAAACUCAAUUUCUUCUCCUCUCUGCGCAUUAAGAGGAACGAAGGAGCAGAUCAGAGGAAAGGAGACAACCAGAAGGACAUCUUGACCAUUCUUUCCAGGUUCAGAAGCAAAGCGCCUGCUCAGCAACAACAACAGGAGUCCAACUCAUCUAGUGAAGAGGAACAGGAACCAGACUCACAAAGGGUAAAAGCUCCUCUACUUCUCUUAAAGAAACACAACUAA
This is a messenger RNA of Onychostoma macrolepis, 1101 nucleotides long. Its product is annotated as F-actin-monooxygenase mical2b-like. The transcript has 2 exons. Bases 187 to 1101 code for a protein of 304 amino acids. The record is from RefSeq and is a predicted model, not a curated record. NCBI's taxonomy places the organism in Eukaryota, Metazoa, Chordata, Actinopteri, Cypriniformes, Cyprinidae.